This is a messenger RNA of Fusarium keratoplasticum, 948 nucleotides long. RefSeq lists its product as uncharacterized. The transcript has 5 exons. Gene Ontology annotation, cellular component: intracellular anatomical structure. Gene Ontology annotation, molecular function: oxidoreductase activity, acting on NAD(P)H, oxygen as acceptor. The record is from RefSeq and is a predicted model, not a curated record. Lineage: Eukaryota; Fungi; Ascomycota; Sordariomycetes; Hypocreales; Nectriaceae. Bases 1 to 948 code for a protein of 315 amino acids.
AUGGUUCCUCCUCCGCUCCCAAUUCCUGAAAGAACCCUUUCUUUUUCUCGCACGGACCCAGACGUCCAGGUCGAAUAUCCACCACACCAUGAGCUCCCAUCUAGCAAGCCGGUGGUCGGACAGGGAGGGCAGUUCUCCAAGCCGACAUUGGCGUCCCUCUCUCUUGAAGGCAAAGUGAUCGUGAUCACAGGAGGUGCAAGAGGGCUGGGUCUGGUCAUGGGCCAAGGCUGCGUCUACUCUGGAGCUGAUCUUGCGAUUGUCGACUUGAACAAGGAUGAAGCAGAGUCCCAGGUCGAUGAACUGAUUGACGCUUUCAGAAAGGAGAACCCGGGAUGCGAAAGACUACCCCGAGUUACGGCGCACUACGCAGAUGUCUCAAAGCCGGAGUCUGUGGACAAGUGUAUUCGCGAGAUUCUCAACACCUACCAAAAGAUUGAUGGUCUCGUAACCUCAGCCGGAUUCACAGAAAACUUUGACGCCAUAAACUAUCCAAUUGACCGAAUGCGCAAGCUUUGGGGUGUCAACGUGGACGGUACCUAUCUCUUCGCCGUGGCUGUCGCCAAGCAUCUUAUGGAGCGAAAGGCUCCUGGAAGCAUUGUUUUCAUUGGUAGCAUGUCAGGGGCGAUCGUGAACGUCCCUCAACCACAGGCCCCUUACAACGCAGCGAAAGCUGCGGUCAGGCAUCUUGCUGCGUCAUUGGCCGUUGAAUGGGCUCACGCUGGAAUCCGCGUGAACUGCAUCUCUCCUGGCUAUAUGCUAACAGCUUUGACAAAAAAGAUCCUGGCCGAUAACCCCGAUCUUAAGAAGACUUGGGUGUCUCUCAUUCCGCAGGGUAGGAUGGGUCAGCCUGAAGAUCUGAUGGGCCCCGUCACCUUCUUGUUGUCAGACGCAGCUUCGUAUGUCACUGGCGCAGACCUUCGAGUCGACGGAGGAUACACCAUCACAUAA